AUGACAUGUUCAAAAAUAUUUUCAGGAGAUUUACCUGAAAUAACAUAUGAUAUCAUAAAAUAUUUUAAAGAUGAUAUCUCAACUUUAUAUUCAUGUGUUUUAGUCAACAGAUUUUGGUGUCGUUUAGCUAUUCCAUUAUUAUGGAAUAAUCCAUUCUCAAUUCCUACAAGAAAUUGUAAAUUUAUUGAAACUUAUUUACAUCAUUUAAAUGAUGAUUUAAAAGCAAAAUUGAAUGAAUAUAAAAUUAAUGAUAAUAUUUUUCCUCCAAAUACACUUUUCAAUUAUACUAUUUUUUUAAAACAACUACAUACAAGAAAAGUUAUUUUUUCUAUUGAAAAGUGGUCAAAAGAUGUUAAAAUUUUAAAACCCAAGAGUCGAUCAAUUUCAAAUUUUAAAAGAUUAGUUCAUAUGUCAUUAAUUCAAAUCUUUAUUGAAAAUGAAGUAAAAUUACAUACACUUGAUAUUCAAAUCACCAAUUAUAAUUGUUAUGAUUCUUAUAUAGAUGAUAUACUUGAUUUAAUGUUAGAGAAUCCCAAUUUCUUUCAUAAAAUUAAAAAUUUAAAAGUUUGUUUUAUUAAUUCCUCAUAUAAUGAUCAUAAUAAUCGUAUAUCACAAAUAAUUAAUUUACAUCAAAAUCUUAAAAAAAUUAUAUUAGGUUAUAAAAGUUUUCCUUUAUAUCAAUCAUUAUUAUUAUCAAAUGAUUAUAAUCGUACAAAUACUUUAAAUACAAUUGUUUUUUAUCAUAUAAAUUUUAAUGGUAUAAUCAAUUUAAACAAAGUAUUUGAACAAUUGAAUGGUUUAGAAUCUGUUCACAUCAUUUACUGUUAUUCUUUAUGUGCUGGAUUUAUUAAACAAAUAAUUAAAUUAACUAAACCAUUCAAAGUAAAAUCUUUAUAUUUUGGUGAAAAUUUUCAAAUUGAUGAAUAUAUACAUUUAUUUUUACAAAAAUUUGGUGAUUAUAUGGAAAAUUUUGGAUUUAGAUUUGGAGUUGAUUUAUUAUCUGAACAACAAUUACUUGAAUUAAUUACAAAAUAUUGUAAAAAUAUCAAAUUUCUUGAUUUGAUCAUAUCUGAAAAUCGGAUUGUCUAUACAUUAUUCAAUUUAAUAGAAAAUAUAAAUCAAAAUCUUAAAUAUCUUUCUAUUACUAUCUUAAAUAAUUCACAAGCUAGUGAACAUAGUUCAAUUAUUUUACGAAAUUUAGGUCAAAUACUUCCUAACAAAUUAGAAUACUUAAAUUUGGUUCUUAAUAUUAAUAUAGAUGAUUUUGAAAUAUUCUUAAAAAAUUCUCAGGAUACUUUUAUUGAAAAGUUUUUGAUUGAUAAUAGGGGAUGUCGUGAUGUUUUAUCUUGUGCAAAAGAAUAUAUUAUGAAAGAAAAAAGAGUUAAAUAUUUGGCUAUUAGAGAUUAUAGAAAUUAUAAUAAGAUGGAUCUGUAUUUUUUGAAAGAAGAAAAGAAGGAAUUUGAGUUAUAUGAUAUUGAAAUUCAAAAAUAUAAUGAUUUGGUUAUUGGUAGUAAAUUGAAUUUUGUAAAAGAAUUGGAGGAUAUUUAG
Rhizophagus irregularis DAOM 181602=DAOM 197198 is the source of this 1548-nucleotide messenger RNA. RefSeq lists its product as uncharacterized. Lineage: Eukaryota; Fungi; Glomeromycota; Glomeromycetes; Glomerales; Glomeraceae. The record is from RefSeq and is a predicted model, not a curated record.